Molecule: messenger RNA, 2320 nt
Organism: Mercenaria mercenaria
Lineage: Eukaryota; Metazoa; Mollusca; Bivalvia; Venerida; Veneridae
Exons: 6
Coding region: 1-873 (290 amino acids)
Source: RefSeq, a predicted model, not a curated record
AUGUCUAGUGGUCGAUAUAUAAGUUCAAAUGGUUUGUUACAUCUUCAGUAUGUGAACAGGUUUGUGUCAGGAAGGUACAUAUGUACAGCAAGAAAUACAGCCAUUGAGUAUGCACAAUCUUCGGAUACUGUUGUCAUGGUUAAUGUUGAAUAUCCCGCAUUAAUUAGGUCGUUCUAUGUAGAAGGACGUGAAGGGGAAAUAUAUACUAUUGCUGAAGAGCAUGCUGAUAUACAAUUUACGUGUGCUCCCCGCCCACAGCGACAGUUAAAACAUAAUAUUACAAGUUCUUUGAACGUUCCUGUUAGACUCAGUUUUACAGCCAUAGCCUACCCAGAACCAGGUCCUACAGGAUUUUUAUGGCACAAAGAAGAAGCUAGGAGAUGGAUACCGUUAUUGAGUAAUGACGAUUUACAGAUAUCUUCUUCGGGAUUACAAACAAAUCUUACGAUUCUAAAUGUAUCACAGCAAAACUUUGGACAGUAUCGACUAACAGUUAUGAAUGACAUUGGAAAGUAUGAGCAGUAUAUGUUUCUUGAAGAAAAGGAUUCCCAUGAACAACAUCUCAAAGAUUACUCAAACACCACUGCAGUGAUCGUUGGAGUUUCUCUUGGUAUUGUUUCAGGCGCCCUUGCAGUAUACUCUAUUUGCCUUACCAUUUGGGUUAAAAGAAAUUAUGCACUUAAAGGCGGAACCAAGUACGAAAAAAGAAGAAAAAGACAGACGUAUACCAAUGAGGUUCCGCUCGAGGACACAAAAGCUAAAGAAACCAGUCGGGAGGCAAAAGAUAUCAAUGAUCCACAAUACACAAGUUUAGAUGAUGCCUUUAAGGACAGAAAUGUCACCUAUGAAAAACUUGGGGCGACACAAACAUAACAAAACUGAACUCAAUGCAUGCUCAGUGGUUAAUCGAGACACAUAAGCAAUUACACCCUAAUUGUCUACUUUUAUUUUCUCGUGAAAUAAACGCACACAGAUUCUUACUUUCAAAACGGUUUUUGAGCCAACGUCUAUCUGAAGAGAAAUUUUUUAAAUUAUAUGCAUAGGUAUUUUGUGUCUAUUGGUUAUAUCUGUGAAAUAGUUUUGAACAAAUGAUACAAGAGAGAGUACAAACACUCUAACGAAUCAGACAGAACAGCAGGAACGAACUGUACUUCAUGUAUCAAUUGUAUGCGGUUUUGUAUCAUACUAUCUUAGAACGUUCAAAAUAACAAAAGAUUGUGUAGUAUUACACAGAAAACCUUCUCGUGACAACUUACGUUAUAUCGUCAGAUCGAAACACAGCCUUAUUUAAACAUAGUGGUAUAGCAUUCAUAUUUUUCGGCGAAUGCCGUUAUAAGAACGAAUUCGUGACCUUGAUCGACCUAUGCCACGUGACUUCAGUUUGCAAAUCAAACUACUUGAUAACGCAUUAUAGAUAAUUUAUCAAAAUGAAAGAUUUAUGCAACACUCUGCCUGACUGGACGAGAGUGUCAAUUUGUUUCACUCUGCUGAAUGUGCUACGCUGAGUGAAAUGUAGACAAAGCGUUUAUUCUAAACGACGCUGUUCACAGUUUUAAAGCUAACGUUCGCUCAGUAUAUUUAGCAAGAAUAUUGAUAUAUCUCAAAAUGAUAAGUAAGUUUAAUAAAUAUGAUAAAAACCUGUUCAAAUACCAACAUAUAUCAAAUUAAAGAAAGAGCUGAAUACGGUCUGUGUAUCACAUGAAUAAGGGUGUGAUAAGAGUCUUCUGUGUAGAGAAGUGCUUUUUAAAAGAUUUUCCUUAUUACAAUUGUCGUCUGUAUAUGAAAAGGUUUCUUGCUUUUGUGACUUAUUCAGAUUGCAUAUUAAAAUGAGUACUUGUUUGCUUUGAUACAUUUGACGUUAUAAAUUAUUUAACUGAUUUAUUACAUAGGAAUAUUUUUCUUUAGUAUGGUAUGCAAAUAUUAAACUCAGUUGAAAUCUUUUUUAUUAUGUAUAUGCUAUAUAAUGACUGAAUCUCAUAACAUUGAAAUGAUGGUACGCUGUAUACAGUUUAUCUACGUAACUUUGGUUAUGAAACAGAAGUAUUGAAAUAAUUACAGUUGUAUGUGUCCCUUGACCUUCACUUUUUUAUAGGUGUGACGUCAUUGUCCAAAAAUUCAUGAAUAGCGAAUAUGCAUUUGUAAAGCGGGAUCAGUUGGCCUAUUUUAGAAAUAAAUAAAAAUAAUAAAUAAAAAAAUCCUUUAAUUGAUUUUUUCUAAUGUAUUCUAAGUUAAAAAUAAAAAAAUCCUUUGAUUUUUUCUCAUGUAUUGUCAUCAAACUUGAUUUGUAGCAUCUUUAUUAGGCUAGCAGCCAACUUUGUUC